AUGACAGUAGUGACAUCACAGCAAAGUAGGUCUGAGACAGAACUUCAGGCUUCCUACCUCUUUCGUGUGGAAGGAAAGCAAGGCCUCAGAAAUGAACCCUGGCUCCUUCGGCAGCUGAUCAGGACUCCAGUUUAUGAGCUGGGGAAUGACAUGGUCAGAGAUGUUAAGGCAAGUGAAUUUGGAAGCAGGUUGGAUGGAGUAGAGAGCUGUUUUACAGUGAUAGCUGGAGACUAUGUGGGAGCUAAUGUUGAAUAUCAUCCAGAUAAACAAAGUACAGAUGUGCCAGCAGAAACAGUGGAGGAAUGUAUACAGAAGUUCAUCGAAAUUGAUCAGGCAUGGAAAAUUCUAGGGAAUGAAGAGACAAAAAAAGAGUAUGACCUGCAGCAGCAUGCUGAUGAACUAAGAAAUAUGGGACCAGUAGAUGCUCAAGUAUAUCUUGAAGAAAUGACUUGGAACCAAGAUGAUCAAUCUUUCUCUCUGAGUUGCCGAUGUGGUGGAAAAUACACCAUCUCCAAGGAUGAAGCCGAAGAUGUUAAUCUGAUUGCUUGUGAUACAUGUUCACUAGUUAUAGAACUCCUUCAUUGUUGCUAAAAUGUUUUAGUUCACUACUUGGAAUCCUGUCAUUGCAUAUUCGGACAGGAUGAGAAAAGACCACUCAAGCUUCAAGGAAAUGGAUUCUAAGAAAAUACAAGAUCAUCAAGCAAAGGCCAGUUCAGAUUAAUAGAAAAUUGCUGUUUAUUUGUACAGGUUGCCACAAAAAAGACUUGAAUUAUAAAUUCUAUUUUGUGUUUUCCCAUCUGAGGACUUUUGUUUCUUCUUGGUACAAAAUAAGAAUUUUCUUUUUCUUAACAUCACCAUGUCUUUUUUAUUAGGUAAAAGUAUUAUGUUCCUUUGUAGUUAUUAAGUUUCUGAUCUAGCAGAUGAUGGUUUUAGCUAUAGGCCUAUUGUAUACAUAUCUCAAAUUCUAGAGACACUAGAAUUAGUUAGAAUUUUUGUGAACAAUAUGUAAGCCCAGUUUUCCCAUAAAAAAUGCUGGAUAUAGAUAUCCAUGAAGUUAUCUCAAAGUCAGUAAAGGUGAAGUGGCAUCUAUGGAAAGAUAGGUAAGCUUUGGAGACAGAAAAUUGUGAACACAGCCAUCUUCACCUUUAAAUGUAACUUAGGAAAUGGAAGCUUUAAAAAAUAAUUUGGGACAUGCCUUUCCUUAUUAUGAUAGUGUUUUAAUUACCUAUGUUUAUGAAUAUGGAAUCACUCUUUUCAUUGCUGCUAUGAAAUGGACCUUUAUUAGGAAUUAUUACUGACUACACAGAUCGUAGAUGUAAUAGUCAUAUUUUUUAUGUAUUUAAUAUCAGAAUGCAUUUAAAGACUCUGAGGAUACUUUGUGGAAUCACUGAAGAUUUUUUACUUAACUUCAACUGAGUGGGCCAAGCAUGUAAGUGAGCAGCUCUUCAUUAGGCCGCACUCCUCGUGUUGUCACAUUGGAUUUGUAAAUGAAAAGAGUUACUACUCUGACUUCUAAAUAUGGCUGAAGUAUGUGGCACAUUCAAGAACAUCAGAUUAUGUUCAUUGUACCUACAAAACCAAAAUACAAGUGAGGUAGUCAUCCAUCCCCCUCCAGAAAAAACAUUUGUAUAUCAUAAAAUUUAUAUGUAAAACUUAUUUUGGAUUAUUUAUUUUUGAGACAGGUUCUCAUCAUAUAACAUAGGCUAGCCAGGAACUAUGUAGCCCAGGCUGGCCUCCCACGUGCUGGAAUUGCAGGCUUGAAUUACAUUCUUAUCCAAAUAUUCUUAACUAAUACAACUUGCAUAGCAUGUUGCUUAUUCUUGACAGUGGCAAUUAAAAGUAACUAGAACUGAAUAGCAGAUAGUUUAUUGAUAAAUACAUGGUUCCGAAUGCAGUAAUAAAUUCACCUGAACAGGAUGUGAAGUGAAUUCAAGUAAAGUAAAUUCACUUCACUUGAACAGUCAAGUCAAAAUAAUAAAUGCUUGCUAAUCAUCAGAAAAUCUGUGGCCAUUCGAGCUGUCAGGUAGAAAUCCAAAUUCACUCAGAGGCCAAAUCUGUAAAAUCAAAAUAUAUAAGUUUGAAAACAGUUAAAGUGAUAUCAUAUUCCUUUUUCUAUUCAUCCUUUUUUCUCCAUGCUAGAUAAUUAAAUGUGUUCUCCUUACUCAUCAGUCAAGAACAAAAUUUGCUGUAUUACAAUAAGACUUAAAAAAAACUUGUGUUGUAUUUAAACACUACAGUUUGGAACAUUCAAACAUUAUUCAAGAAACUAUAUGUGUAGUGUAUGAAUAUAAGCAUUUUCUUUUACUAGCCUCAAGUAAGAGUUAACUAUAAACUUUCAACCUUAAGUGUUUAAGUUUUAAAUACUUGAAUAUGACAUUUGUUUAAGAACAGAGACUCAGGUAAAUUAUCCAUUCGCCUUAAGUAUUCAUAUAUUUUCCUUACAACUUGUGAUAAAAAGGAGAAGCCACAGCUAGGCAUGGUAGUGCAUACCUACAAUCCCAGGAUUGAGAAUUCAAGGCCAGCCUGGGCUCCAGAGUUUCUUAGGCUAUAGCUAAUGUAGUUUAAAUUUUAUUAUUAUUAAGAAGUCAUCCUCAAUUUCGUACCUUUAUGAAAGCAACACAGAGAAGGGGGAUAAUGUUUUGCAUAGAGCUACUAAGUAAAAACAACUUGUUCAUUAAAAUGUAGUCACUACAACAGUUAAGUCAACUGUUCAAAGUUCAUUUUGAGAGAAACUUUUUUUUUUCUGGCUCAGAGAAUAAAGCUUACAUGUGAAGCAGAAUACUGUACCUUAAAGAAGAUUCGUCCUCUUACUAGUCCAUAUGGAAUAGGUCCAUAGUACCUGGAAUCUGUAGAAUUCUGUAGGUUAUCACCUUCUAGCCAAACAUGACCCAUUGGCACCUAGAAUUAGUGAAGAAAAGGAACCCCUAUAAAGACAUAAAACCUAAUUUGGAUUCUGUCAUUCUAAAGCAUGUCUAUUUUAAAGGCUGAGCCUGGUACCACACACUGUAAUCCCACUAUAUAGUAAGACCUUGUCUCAAAAAACAAAACAAACAAAAUCCAAAUAUGCCAUUUGGAGGUAGGGAGAACUGUCCUAACAUUUUCUUUUAAGAACUACCUAAAAUUCUAAGACUGGCAUUUUUGCUUUCAAUAAAAUAAAGUUUACUGUCAAAGGUCUCAGCUUUCAAAAAGAUCUUUUAAUCCUAUAGUUCCCAAAUAUUAAUUUGUUAUACAAGCCCCAAACUAAGGUUAUAAGAAAUCAAAACAGUGUGACAGGGUCAUUAAUAUCUUCAAAAGAGGUCAUUAGGACACUGAUGAUAAUGUGUCUCCCUGUCUCAGUAACAGCAUAAACAGGGCAGCCGCUCACUCAGCACCAUCCUGGGGCCAGUACCAAGACCAGACCUAUUAGAGUGCUCAUGAUGAACCAAAUGGCCAUAUCUUCAGUGCAUUAUAUUUUGAUAAUGACCAUCAGGAACCAGAAGGACCUAUUAUAAAAUCAUCAGUUGAAAAUUAAUGAUGGUGAUCUACUAAAUGAAAAGACCCUCUCUCCACAUGUCCUGUGUAAUAGCUGGUAAAUAAGUUUAAAUUUUUCACUCUAUGACAAUCAUAUUUAGAACAAAAUGCAUUGCUUUAAAAAAUGUCUUCAGCAUGAGAGAUUUGCUUACUGAUAUCUGGAUCAUAUAAAUUUAAAAAUUACUCUUUGGCACAGUCUUUAAAAUUGCUCUUUUAAAGUUUUGAUUAUAUAGUUUUUGUUAACCAAAAAAGUUGAAUUAUUGGCCAACCCAAAUAAUCUACUGGGAAGGAAUUUAGUUUGACUGUAGUCAACAAAAUUCAAUAGGAGAGACUGCUUGACUGUAGUCAACAAAAUUCAGUAGGAGAGACUGCAGUUUUUUAUUUCAUUUUUCAGAAGAGAUUAUAAUUCUGAAAUGUCUUGCAUCAUGUAGAAAUAUUUUCCGAAAACCCUCUUUGCAUUUGGAUCCACUUAAAUGUCUAUUUUGUAGGAAAAGAAUGUAAGUUUGCUAAAAGAAAAUCAAUAUAACACUAUUUAUUUUUAUUAAUGAAACCAAUGAUAGGUCUUCAGGCCAACAGCCAGGCUGUUUCCUAUUCAUGUAAUAAAAUGGACAGUGCAGUGAAACACAAGACUGCUCAAGUAGAAAAACGAGUGUCUCAGGUCAUACAAAAAUGAACAAGACAGUGGACUUGAAAAGCAGUGUGUAAUUAACAAAUUCUGAAGUGUUACUUUUAUAAGGUGAAGAUCUUGUUUUAAGUUUUCAGUUUCUCAAAAUACCUUUGUUCCUAAGUUCUAAAAAUAGGUAAUAUGUAUGACUUAGUACGGGAUACCAGAAAAAGCAAAAGCAAAACAUUCUACAGACUAAUAAGGCAACAUACUUACAAUAUAGGGAGAUCUCUGUCCAUCACACUGAGCAUAAGCCAAGACCCAUGGUUUAUACAUUGCAUCUCUCCAUCAAGUUUCCCCUAAACUUGCCUGCCUAGAUACCAGAUUCUCUGUUUAGAACUUUCACCAUAUAAAGUCAGCCUUGCUGGGGUCCUGUUUUGUGACAUCUUUUUAUGUGCCUAGCUGUUGUGUAACUCUACUAUUUUAUGAUAUAAUGAGCCAGCAGACAGUAAUGUCAUGUUUUUUGGGGGCAAGUUUUACUUUUAUUAUCAUUGUUACUAGAUUUUUACCAAUCUGAUUAUAAAAAAAUGGUACCUUUGUGUUUUUGCUUUUGUUUUAGUUUGAGUGAGGCUGAAUGAAUAUCUUGUGUUUAAAAGCCUACAUAUAUGGUCUGUUUUCUGUAAUCUCUCCAUGUCUUGCCAUCAUUAGGUCGGUUAGUCUCCUUCAUUUCAUAGAAGCUCUUUAAAUAUUAUGGAAAUUUGCACUUUGAGAUAAGAAUGGCAAACAUUUAUUCCCAGUUUUUCACCUACCAAUUUUUGCUUUUCAUGAUUUCUCAAUUUUGAGUCAUAGUUAGGCUUUAAUACUCUCUUUUUUCUUUUUUUAAACAUUUAACUAUUCUUUUGGAAUAUAUCCUUACAAAUGGUAUAGGUUCGAAUCUUUUAAAUUUUUGUCAAUAUAUGGGGUGGGGUAGCUCAGUGGAAGUGUUCUUGCCUAGCAUACAUGUAGACACUGUCUUUGGUCUCCAGCAGCACACACACACAAAAAAUUGUUAAUGUAAUUGAUACUUCAGUUCUUUAAUGGUAUUUUCCCCUGCUUUUAUUAAUCGUGUGGCAGAACAAACUCUCUGCGUUCGUUUUCUGAUUAUAUUUCAUCACACAUGAAUAGUCUACCUGCUUUGGCAAACAGCAGUCUUCAAGAUCUUAAUAAUUUUCUUAUCAAACUGAAAAUGUUCUUUACAUGAUAUAGACAGGUUUGAAACACUUGUUGCAAAUAUUUUUCACAGCCUAGUUUUUUGAAGAUUAGGCCAAAUAAGAAAACAACACAUUUAUUUUGUUUUGAGGCUCUGUAUAAAUACAAGGAAAACUUAGGGACUUUUUUAGCUUUUCUUUUUCUAACCUGUAUACUACUUCUUUUUCCUUUUCCUUUUUAAAAAUAAUUUUAAUUCUGUACAGAACUUCAACCACAGUUGUUAUUGAAGUAUUUGUUGGUGAUAAACACCUGUAAGAGAAAUUCUUUUAAAGCACAAUGCUUUUGUGGCAGUUUACUUUUUUUUUUAAUUAACAAGAUACUGAGUGUGGUUCCCUUCUUAGGGCGCCUUCUUAGGAUUUACCAUGAGAAGUAAAUUCUGAGCAGCUACCUUUUAUUCAGAAAAGAAAUUAACAAAAUACAAUGAUGGAAGUAUCUUAGUGGUAAUAAAAUUAACAAAUAUAGAAAGGAAUCUUCUAAAAGAAACCCAGAACCUAUCUCACUAGGAGCCUCUGGAGGAAUAUGACCACGGCCUUCUAUAUCUAGUCCUUGAUUGCAAAGGGUAAAACAAAAGAGAGGAAUAGUAAAGAAAACCAGUACCCACAUGUGGAGUUUUGUGUAAUUUCACUUGAUCUUUCAAAUAACCAGUUAAAUACUGUUAUGGAUGUCCCAUGGAAGAAGAUAUAGGUGCAAAUACGUGCCAUGCUAGCUCCUCCUUACCUGAAACAUGCAUCGUUUAUAGUAAAGGAUAGUCUCUACAGCUCAGACUAAUAUUUCACAUGAAGCAUACAAAUCAGGAAACGUCAUUUUCUAAGAGAAGCAAACUUCUCUUAGAAAUGAGAAAACCUCUGACUGGAUCUCUGAAAGUCAGUCACCCUUGCAGACCUACGUCUGUCACUGAGUUUACUAGUAAAAAAUUCAUCGUGUUUGAAAUUAUUCUACUGUAGAAGUAUAUGACUUUUUGGUAUGGGGAAAAAUGGUGUAUACUUUAUUUCAUUUUAAAAAGCAAUUUCAAAGAGGUAUAUUUUUAUAUAUAGUAAAAGUUUAGGAUUCAUUUUAAGUGCUGAAAAUAUUUAAGUUUCAAAAAAUAUAUAGACCCAUGUAACCACAACAACAAUGAGCACACAAAAUACUUCUAUCAUUUCUGAGCUGGUCAUGCUUCUAAUUCCAGCUAUCAGGAAGAUCACAGUUCAAGACCAGCCCAGGUAAAACAUUCACAAGAUCCCAUUUCAACCUAUAGCCUGGUGUGAUGACACACUUAUCGUCCCAGCUAAUGAGAAGCAUAAAU
Molecule: messenger RNA, 6647 nt
Organism: Castor canadensis (American beaver)
Lineage: Eukaryota; Metazoa; Chordata; Mammalia; Rodentia; Castoridae
Source: RefSeq, a predicted model, not a curated record